Molecule: messenger RNA, 743 nt
Organism: Scatophagus argus
Lineage: Eukaryota; Metazoa; Chordata; Actinopteri; Scatophagidae
Product: myosin light chain 1, cardiac muscle-like
Exons: 1
Coding region: 39-632 (197 amino acids)
Cellular component (GO): myosin II complex
Molecular function (GO): calcium ion binding
Source: RefSeq, a predicted model, not a curated record
CACCCGAAACCUUAGUCUCCAUCUGUCCAGUCUGCAGUAUGGCCCCGAAGAAAGUGGAACCAAAGAAGACAGAGGUGAAGAAGGUGGAGGCGAAGAAGGAGGAACCACCUCCACCUCCCAAACCUGUGGAGCCAGAGUCCAAACCUCCUGAGGUGGACCUCAAAAGCAUUGUGGUGGAGUUCACCCCUGACCAGAUUGAAGAGUUCAGAGAUGCUUUCACGCUGUUUGAUGAGACACCCACAGGUGAGAUGAAGAUCACCUUUGCUCAGUGUGGAGAUGUCAUGCGAGCACUCGGCCACAACCCCACCAACGAGGAGGUGAUGAAACUGCUGGGGAGGCCAAAGGCAGAGGAGCUGCAUGUCAAGCUGCUGGACUUUGACACCUUCUUGCCCAUGCUGCAGCAUGUGGCUCGCUCCAAAGAGCAGGGCACUUUUGAGGAUUUUGUGGAGGGUCUGAGGGUAUUUGACAAAGAGGGAAACGGCACGGUGAUGGGGGCCGAGCUCCGCCACGUCCUCUCUACACUGGGAGAGAAGAUGACGGAGGACGAGGUGGACAGGCUGAUGGUGGGACAGGAAGAUGCCAAUGGACACAUCAAUUACACUGAGUUUGUCAAACAUAUCCUGGCUGGGUAGAAAACACAGAAAGGCUGCUGUUUUGAUGGACUGAGGUUCUGUCUGUCUCUGCUGUAUUAAAUGCGUGUUUCCACGCAGCCUACGUCUCUAAUAAAAUGUCUUCAGUCCCUC